CCCAGGCUUUUUCUCCUCCUCCAUCUCACGGCCAAUCACCCAUGGUUGUGAUCUCCCGCCGGCUAGAGCAGGCAGCCGUCGGCAGCCUAUUUCGCUACUCGCCAACACGAAAUGUUCAAUCACCAAACUCAAGCCGUCAUCUUUCCCCUCGUUCCUUGCCCGAUCCCCUCUUUCCUUGGCUCACUUCCAUCUACCGGGCUUUGGAUGAGUUCAGAAGGAAGCCCGAGAAAUGUGGAGAUAGUCUUAGGGUCUUACUUCAGAACUGCAUUUCGAACUUCUCCGAUGAUGAGCAAUACCGGGACGACGCCAGAUUUCUCAAGAUCUGCAUUCUUUAUGGGGACGUGACUCAAGACUUUAAGCGGAUUUUUGAGAUGAUGGAGGCGAAAGGGAUAUGCCAGGGGCAAUCGAUGCUGUUCGAGGCGUACGCGGCGUUUCUUAUCGCGAAAGGAGACUUGCUGGAGGCCAACAAAGUGUACAGGCUCGGCAUUUCGAGAAAUGCAGAGCCUCUAGAGAGGUUGAAGAGGAUGUAUGCCAUGUUCCUGAAACAUGUUGAGGAAAUUAUUCAGAAAGCUGCUCCUGAAUCUCAGGUUGACAAAAUUGUACAUGAAAGGCAGGACCAGUAUUGUGUAGAUCCUUGGUCAACUUCUGUAAUAGACAGCUUCCUGAAAAAGAAGGAAACCUGCAUAAAAAAAUAUGCUGGUUAUCAUGCUAGUAACAAGAUCUACUCAGGAAAAGCAUCCUUAUCAUCAUUACAAAGCUCCUCGAGGAAUAAAACACUUGAGCUAGGUGGUGAAAAGUACCAAAUCAAAGGUUGCUCAGGUGUAGGUAGAUUUGCUCAAGUUUAUAAAGCUUUUGUUGACAACAACCCUGAUGAUGUUGUUGCCCUGAAGAUUCAAAGGCCUGCUUUUCCUUGGGAAUUCUACAUGUAUCGUCUGCUUGAUGAGCGCAUUCGCUCUGAGGAAAGGUCAAGCUUCGGCUUUGCUCAUAGGGCGCACAUCUAUGCUGAUUCUAGCAUAUUAGUGACAGACUACUUGCCCCAUGGAACUCUUCAGGAUGCUAUAAAUUCACAUUUGGUUACAAAUAAAGUCAUGGAGGAGGUACUAUGCAUCCAUUACUCAAUAGAGAUGCUUCGCAUGUUGGAGACUUUGCAUAGUGUCGGUAUAAUUCAUGGUGAUUUUAAACCAGACAAUCUUCUUGUCCGUUAUUCUAGGGAAGAAUUGAGUGCAGAUGGAUUCAGUAGUAGAACUGGAAAUUGGGCCGACCAGGGUUUAUGCCUUGUGGAUUGGGGAAGGGGUAUUGACUUAGGCCUAUUUCCUGCUGGCACUAAUUUUAUUGGUGACUGCCACACUUCUGGCUUUCGCUGUGUUCAGAUGCAGGAAAAUCAGCCUUGGACAUAUCAGGUUGACACCUAUGGCCUUUGUGUUAUUGUUCAUAUGAUGCUUCAUGGAUCGUACCUGACCCUUGAAAAAAAGGCUAAACCCAACGGAAGUGAUCAUUAUCAGCCUAAAAAACCCUUUAAAAGGUAUUGGAAAGUUGAAUUAUGGAGUAAUCUCUUCUCCAGCCUUCUUAACAACCGAUCGAACGAAAGCGAUGUAAUGUUACUCCAGAGCUUAAGGAAGUCUUUUGAGGAUCACAUAUGCAACAAUCAACAGAUGAUAAACCAGCUGAAGCACCUAUUAGCCAGGCAAAAGUCCUCUUUGGGCUUAACUUGAUGAGAUUUGUUAGGAAUGGAUGAGGUUCUUGUCCAGGUUCUACUAUUUCAGAUUAUUCAACCAUUUUUUUUAUAUAAAUUCUAUGUUUAUUAGUUUUAGGAUACAUUUGAAUUCCAUGGACAUACUAUAUUACUAUGCCCAUUAUUGCAAAUGAAGGG
Dendrobium catenatum is the source of this 1870-nucleotide messenger RNA. Its product is annotated as mitotic checkpoint serine/threonine-protein kinase BUB1. The coding region runs from base 42 to 1712 and encodes 556 amino acids. Gene Ontology annotation, biological process: protein phosphorylation; meiotic sister chromatid cohesion, centromeric; mitotic spindle assembly checkpoint signaling. The transcript is spliced from 13 exons. NCBI's taxonomy places the organism in Eukaryota, Viridiplantae, Streptophyta, Magnoliopsida, Asparagales, Orchidaceae. Gene Ontology annotation, molecular function: protein kinase activity; ATP binding. The record is from RefSeq and is a predicted model, not a curated record.